AAGUAAUAAAGAAACCGCCGGUUUGCUUCGUUUCAAAUUUCGUCUCCUUUCUUUUGAGAAUCUCUCCCUCGACCUCGAGCGAUAUAACCUUCUUUUUUGGUGGGUUAUGGGAGAGAUCAACGAUGAUGACUGGAGAAACGACCUCGAUAUCUCUGGACUUAGUCUGAUGGACGAGGACGAUAGCCUCCUCCUCUUCCCUGAUCACACCUCAGGUAGUGAUAAGGAAGACAGAGGUCUUGAUUGGUUUGGGGAUGAUCUGAGAAAGAGUCUUGCUUGGGACAAAGCCUUUUUCACCAAUGCAGGUGUUCUGGAGCCUGAUGAACUGUGUCAUAUGAUUGAAAGCAAUCAUGUGUUGGGUGAGAAGAGAGUUUUGGCGACUAUUCAAGAGGAUGUGAAGAGAUCAACGGAGUCUAUUUCUUCUACAUUGAAGAGUGACUGCUGCAGCACUGUGGAGACGAGUCAUCAGGAUCGUGUUUUGUUUGAGGAUGUAGUAACAGCGUCAAGCCAAAGGUCUCCUCCUGCUGUGUCUACUCAUAUAAGAGCGUCAACACAUAGCCCAACUCCAAGUACACUUGACUCUCACGCAAAGGUGAAACCCAAUGCUAUUCAUAAAAGGCCAAGUAUUAGGGCACAAGGGUUAGGGAAGGUGACAAACAAGCCUGUUGCUGCAAAAGAACACAAUACAUCAAUGUCCAGGCCAUCCACUGGACUGAUCAGCAAAAGUGUAAGAGCUUCGGUAGAUGUUAACAAAACCAAACAAGGUGAAUCGCUUACAAUCUCAAGGAGGGUUAGAUCCAUUGUAUCAAAACCUGGACCGCCAUCCAAAUCUGCUUUAAGGUCUUUUUCUUCUUCUUCAGUAGCCUCCAAGAACGAGUUAUUAACAUCUUCCUGCUCUUCACUUGAGAGCUGUAUCAGUGCUUCUUCCUCAAGCGCUUCUAAAAAGUCAGUACUAAAGCAGAAGAAAGCUUCGAAUUCUUUGGUCACCACAUCCAGAACUGCAUCUAGACUCAUAGGCCAGUCUAGAGUUUCACCUCUCUCAGCCAGUAGCACAUACAAGCCCAGGCUCCCCUCCUCUAAUGCAUCUGCUUUUCUAAGUGCUUCUGUUGACUGGUCUUUUAAUUCACCGAUGAGAGCUUCUACACCUAAUAAAAUGGGUAAAGGUAAGAAGAAAACUGUAUCUGGUGGAAGCAGCCCUGCAAUUGAUCAACAGGGAACUAAACAUAGUUCUGUUGUCAAUGGAGCUACUACUCUGAGUUCAGAUUCCGUGACGAAACCAACAGGACUCCGUGUGCCAUCACCAAAACUAGGCUACUUUGAUGGAGGAGCGAGGAGCAGCGUAGCAAGAACACCCACAGGAUCAUGUACAGGUCCGGUAAGUGGCUCAGCAAAACAUGGAGGUCGCAGUCUGAAUGAAUCAACAACUUCUAGUAGGACCAAGUCUCGUCUUAUACAAGAAUCCGCAAAGGGCAGCAGGCCCGUUUCAAGGAGUUCCAGGCUGAUUGUCUCAGCUUCUUCUGCGUCUUCUCCAAAGAUUACCACCAACAAGAAGACUUACUCAAAGGUCAGUGCAGAGGAACAACUCAACGGCGAUGCAGGUGGAAGAUAAUGUAUCACAGUGAUGGAAGCCAAAUCACCUCAUGUAUAGCUUUGAUUUGCACUUGCUCUGUGUCUGGUUCUUUAUUAUAAUAAUUAUUAUUAUUCUCUUGUUGUGUUCUUCUAAGUAUGUUUUUGUACCGGCGGAAACAACAAAGCUCAGCUUCAUUUAAUGUUGAUCAGAGUUUCAGAUUA
Raphanus sativus (radish) is the source of this 1788-nucleotide messenger RNA. RefSeq lists its product as uncharacterized. Gene Ontology annotation, molecular function: microtubule binding. Bases 107 to 1606 code for a protein of 499 amino acids. Lineage: Eukaryota; Viridiplantae; Streptophyta; Magnoliopsida; Brassicales; Brassicaceae. The transcript has 6 exons. The record is from RefSeq and is a predicted model, not a curated record.